AUGGAAGCUGGCAGUCCAGAAGAGGAGGACCGCCUGGCCACCGUCCUGCAACAGCAGCACCGACAGCAACAAACUACCCACUACGCUCAUCACCAACUUCAUCGACAACCAAACUUCGAGACGAGUUACGAGUACCACGAGCCCGAUCUCGACCACGACGCCGACGACUACGACCCUUACCGCCACCCGUCCGAACAUUCUUCAGAUACCCGUCAUCACCACUACCUCCCUACGAGCCCUGUAGCGAACGGUUUCCAUCCCCAUCAGACAUUGGAUGCCUCUGCCGCCGACACGGCUGAGGCCUUCGCUGCGGAUGGUCAUGCUCACGACAUCGUAAACCCGGAUGAUUUUUACCGAAGCUAUCGAGGCGGACCGUCGUCAAACCAUCAUCAUCGAACCCUUUCAUCAGACAACGACUACAUGGCGACCUCAGUCUCCCGAGCCCGCGAUAACCCGUCCGUGCGGUCAAACGGCAAUGGCACUAACCCCAAGAACCCGCCUGCGCCUGCAGCCCGAGCUGCACUGCGUCCCUCCCAGCGAUCUGCCUCUGCCCCAAUCGAACCCCCCGUCGGUGCCCCGAGGUCGAACACGAACCGGAAACCUAGCGUCAAGGACCUGACAAAGAGAUUCGACCAGCAGCCUUCAUCGUCGUCGUCGUCCGCCGGUCCCCGGAUUCCUGUUCGAGGUGUCCCGUUACGGCCCAGUAGAUCUGCGACUGCGACGAGUGACAAGUCGACGCCCGGUGUGAAUGGGUCAAUAUCAUACUCCACCUUGAGGACUUCGACGAACCGCGAGCUGACGACAGACUCCAGUCGAGGCACCGCUGCCCGGGGUACACAGAGGACAAAAUUCGUCGCCGAGGACCAGCUGUCAAACAACUCCCAAUCCUUUGCCAGCCGUAUUGCCAAACCGCGAAACCCGCCGUCGGCCACCGGCACCCCCAACGCAUCGAAAUCCAUGACGAACCUCCAGCACAAGUCGCCGACUCUGUCGCCCCCUUCCUCCCCACGAGCGCCAGGCCUGUUGUUUGGCGAGAUCCUCCCUGACCAGCGCGACACUCCAACCGCAGGAUUCGGCAUCGAAGGCUCCGGUGCGCGCCCGCGUAGAACUUCAGAGUCCAGCAUCCACGUCGCUCGGCUACACCAACGCACAAAAUCAGAUCCCGACCUCGAGCCGGCGUCCCCUACUGACUGGUACCGCUCCGCGGCCACACAACCAAACGGCGCGACAGGACGCUCCGCCCAUAACACGAGGAGCCAUGUUCGGGCGCACAGUGACGUUGCUGCGUCAAAAACCGGAUCACCAAUGGUGCGAAAGGCGCUGCCGUCGCGUCCGACGCCAGAAGGCGUGCAUCCCGAGAGGGCUGCGUCGCCGUCGUCGCGCCUCCCUGUCUCGGUUCGAAAGCUGAGCACGCCGAGCGAUUCGACAAGCGCGCCUUCCACGAGAGAAAGCUCCAGGGCCAACUCCCCGUCCACGUUCAAGCGCCCUCCUCCGUCAUCAAGCAAGACACCGCGGACGACGGCGCCCGUCAACCGUGCCAAGACACCAACGACCCGGGCAAAGACACCGACGCAAUCAACGCCUGGUGGACGCAAGCCCGCCCCCAGAGGUCUCAUAACCCCGAAUAACAACACGCGUCUCACAGCGUUUGUGGCAGCGCCGCCGCCCAAACUAUCCCCUCCUCUGCGCAGCUCCCGCCCCCGGCAGUCGGUAUCGACGGCCACGACCGCGAGCUCGCGUCUGAAGGCCGUCGAGAGGGCCAAAUCCCCGCACAAGAAUGCGCCUAGGCAGUCGUCAAAGGCGGAGGAGUCAACGUCCCGGCGGCGGAGGAUAUCCGUCGGGCCCAUCGAUUUCGAGCAGCGACGGGAGCAUAUCCGACUCGCAUAUACUAAGUCUAUUCGCGAUAGCCAGGCUCGGGAUGCGAAACAAGCUGCGAAGCGAAAGAAGGAGCAAGAAGCAGCAGCCGCCAAGGAGAAGGACGAAAUACCCCCGGUGCCCACGAUUGGCCAGGAAUUGCCACAGCUGGAUGACGCGAAUGCGACCGAGAAGAUACCCGACCCGCCCGAGGACGCACCAGCAGAAGCACCCGAGACUCAGCCCGCUGUGGCUCCCGAGGAAGCUGUCGACGAUUCGGAACCGCCGGCCCAGCCUACGCCGUCUGAGCAGCCGCCCCAGUCGUUAACAAUCUCGACAGCAGUGCCACCCGUCGUGUCCAUCGCGGCUCCUCCAUCGCUGGCCAUCGACUCCCCCACACUGGGCAUCCCGGGCAGCUUCCCUGCCCUGAGCCCUCCCGUGGACGAUGUGCCGCAGUCAGCAGUCUCGGCGGCUACGGAGACGACGGAAUUUGACAUUGAGCCCCAGACUCUUCCGCCUAUCCAGUUGGAGACACCUGCACCAACUGGUCUCGGCCUGACGAUUGCUCAAGCUGAUGGCAACCACGAGCAGGCGCAUAUUGAGGAAGUACGCCGUGCGCCAACGCCGGAGAGGGCCGAGUAUCACUACCCGUUCGAGGACGAGCCAGCAGCCGACGACAAGGUCUCGAUCAAAAUCUCGCUGGACCAGACGUCCCCGCAGCCGUCGCCUGAGCCGACUCCCACGAGGAGCGAGUUCGAUGACCCCUCUAUCCCCGGCGCGUUCACCAACUCCCGCCCCAUCUCCGAAGACUAUCAGCCGGUGCCCUUCUCGAGCCCUCCCUACGAGACGACGGUCAAGAUCCUGCGCCGGGAAUCCGAGUAUGACUCUCCGCGCCAAGAGACUGUCCCAUUCCCAAGAAUGGAGUCCUACGACGACGUUGACAGCGGCAGUCAGGUCGACGACAUGGACGAGUCCGUCUGCGAUGUAUCCUACUUUCCAGACCAGGCCGAGACGGAGCUUGCUGAGGCAUCCAGCGAUACGCUUGAGAGGCCAGAGGACUUUUACCACGAUCACCACAAGGACAACGAUUCGUCCCAGCGGGCAUCGACGUGUGAGUCUUCAGACGCGCAAGAGGACCUCCACAAGACGAGCCUCGAGAGCCAGCAAACGCCCGACACCUCUCACAGCUUGAUGGUCCCAUCGAUACACCCGUCUGCGAAUAGAGUCAGCCAGCAAUCCGCGUGGACCGACUUCUCUGUCGAUAGCAACGACCCGCCGCACCACCGGAUCUCGGCUUUCAACGACGUGCUGCCCAUGCCCAAGCCGCCGUACGCUACUGACUCGCUGUAUGCCUCUAGCAGAGACUCGUCCGCUCGUCAAAGCCAGCACUACAGCCCCGAUAUCCCCCCCGCGGAGUUCGCCAACGCUCAGCCCUUGGAGCCCGCGACCACGCAAGCGGAAGCGCAGCCUGCGGCGGAAUCUGGAGAGGCCCAGCCGGUGGGACGAGCUACGAUCCAUCAACUGCCCGAGCUGGACACCGGGGAAGGAUUCUCUGUCCCGUAUCCUGACGCCAGUUACCCCUGGCCUCCAAAGGAACGCAAAGAAUGCAAGUCUGUACCGCGCCCCGAGCAUGAGCCGCCGCCAGUGCCCGCGUCCAAGGCUGGAUACGAUGCGCGACGCACGGCAGUCAGCAGUUUCUACGCCGACACUCUUCCCGGCAGCACCCUGGUCGGCUCUCGUCGUCAAAGUGAGGAGGGAUCACGGCCCGUUUCCACACCGCAUUCCAUCGAUCAUAUGUCCAUCGAGACCAGAGACCAAUCUCUUGGCGGUCAAACCCCGAUAGAGCCGACAUCGACACCACUGAAGGAUGGCCCCACUGGAAAGGAAAGACACCGGCUUGUGCAGCGGCGAAACGUCAUUAAGGAGCUCAUCGACACGGAGGCGGUUUUUGUAAGGGACAUGAACAUCGUGGAGGAGAUCUACAAGGGCACGGCAGAGGCCUGCCCGAGACUCGACGACAAGACGAUCAAGCUCAUCUUCCGCAACACUGACGAAAUCAUCAGCUUCCACACAAACUUUCUGACCCAGCUCAAGGAGGCUGUGGUGUCAGUGUAUGUUCCUCAUGCGCGUCGGUCGCCGCUGCCGAGAGAGGACGCGGCGGCUGCUGCCGAGGGAGCGUCAUCCAACGGCUCCGCUGCUCCUGAACUUAGCGACGACAGGGACAGAGCCACGGCGAUCGGUCCCGUCUUCAAGAAGCACAUUGAGGACAUGAGGGUGGCGCAUGAAGGGUUCCUGAGGAAUAGCGAUCACGCCGCAAAGCGGUUGAUCCAGAUCCAGCAAGAUCCGACGGUCAAGGUAUGGCUGAACGAGUGCAACGAAGUGGCUAAGGACCUCACGGCAGCUUGGGAUCUGGACUCUCUCCUCAUCAAGCCCAUGCAGCGCAUCACGAAAUACCCGACCCUGAUCAUGACGCUCCUGGCACACACUCCUCAGGACCACCCUGACCGAGCGGAGCUCAUCUCGACAAAGGAAGUGUUGGAACUGGCCAUCAUUGAGAUCAACAAGACCAAGAAGAACUUUGAGCUCGUGGGACAAAUCGUCGGCCGCAAGAGGAAGGAGUCUGAUGUCAAGGCCGGCUUUGCUCGAGCUUUUGGCAAGAGGGUGGACAAGCUGCAAGCUGCCAGCUCCAGGAUACCCGAGGAUGCCGUGUACGCAAAGCUGCACGAGAAGUUCGGAGACGACUACCUCCGACUGCAGGUUGUGCUCAGAGAUGUCGAGUUUUACACCCGACAAGUCAGCGCCUACGUCCACGAGUUUUUGCAAUAUCUGUCGUCCAUGGAACUCGUCAUGCGACUCCAACCUGGAAGCUACCCGGAGCUGGAAAGCAAAUGGGUCCAGUUUAACGUGUCCAUGAGGGAUAUUGAGAAGGUUGCCCUUGAAGAACAUCUCCAACAAGUGAGAAAGCAUGUUAUCGAGCCAUUCGAGCAUGUCAUCAAAGCAUACGGCAACCCAUCCCUCGCGAUGAAGAAGCGCUCGAAGCGCCGCCUCGAUUUCGAGCGGUCCGAGCAGCUCAAGAAGGGCGGCAAGACGGUCGACGCUAGGCUUAAGGAGCUGGUGGAGCAGUAUGACGCCCUGAACGAGACCUUGAAGAAGGAGCUGCCACAGCUGUCGGCCUUGACCGAGAAGAUUGGCAACAUUUGUCUGGGUAACUUUGUCAACAUUCAAGCCAACUGGUACUCGAUCUGGGUGGAGAAGGUCAAGAAGGUCACCGGAGAGACGGGCCCGCCGCCCGAGGUUGCAGACAUUGUUGCGCAGUUCCAGCGCGACUACAAGUACGCCCAGGAGAUGUUCACUAACAUUGGCAUUCUCAACCCGGCAUACAAGGGCAGAACGUCACAGUCGACCACGGCAAGCACCGACGACGUCACCGCCACGUCGAAGCUCCGACCACGGCCCGCCGAGCUCUCCCCCCGGCCCAGAGGCCUGUCAGUGAACGGCGACCAUGCCCCGAUGCUGCCCACCCCGGACUUUGCAAAGCGCCACAGCGGGCAGUUCACCCUGUCGCCAUCAACCACUCCGCUCAGCCCGCACCAGUUCUACUACCGAGACUACUACACAGGUGCCAAUGGCCACCGACCGUCGGUGGCACCAUCUCCGGUCACGGGAGACCAGUCUCCGGUGCCUCGCCCUAAUAUCCCUCCUUCGUUGACGCGGCCUGGAACAGGCAAGAGUUUCGAGUCCAAUGGCCUUCCCCGACAGAGCUCUGAAUCUACAGUGCACACGAGGAGAGACUCAAAUCCCGCUCAUCAGACCCCCCAGCACGCAGGUGGCGAGUCGCGCCGGUUCUCUGGCCUAUUCCACUCAGCACUCCCCAUGCCAGACGGCACCGAGGAGAGCCAGAGAUCGUCCAGAGCAUCGUCCCGAGAGCGGGUGCCAGCAGGCAACGGCUAUAAUGUGCUCUGGCUAGCAGCGUCAUUGUUCGAGUUCAAUAUUGAAACCACAAAGCAUGAGGCUGGGUACCCCUAUCUCACGUACCAAGCUGGCGAGAUCUUUGAUGUCAUUGCCGAAAAGGGUGAGCUGUGGCUUGCCAAGAACCAAGACGAUCCUGAUGACCAAGUUGGUUGGAUUUGGUCCAAGCACUUUGCGAAACUGGCCGAUUCCUAG
Messenger RNA from Colletotrichum chrysophilum, 6018 nucleotides. RefSeq lists its product as uncharacterized. Lineage: Eukaryota; Fungi; Ascomycota; Sordariomycetes; Glomerellales; Glomerellaceae. The transcript has 3 exons. The record is from RefSeq and is a predicted model, not a curated record. Gene Ontology annotation, cellular component: cytoplasm. Gene Ontology annotation, molecular function: protein binding; guanyl-nucleotide exchange factor activity. The coding region runs from base 1 to 6018 and encodes 2005 amino acids.